This is a messenger RNA of Lachancea fermentati, 3039 nucleotides long. The record is from the annotation of a GenBank genome assembly. Lineage: Eukaryota; Fungi; Ascomycota; Saccharomycetes; Saccharomycetales; Saccharomycetaceae.
AUGGAGCCAAUUAAUGCUGCAGAUGAAAUGUCUGUGAAGAAAAGCAUUCUGAACAGCUCGAUAGAAGAUAGAAGAUUGUUUAGAUCAAGAAUUCAGCGAUUCAAGGCAACUCACAGACUGUAUAUAGUGCUAAUGGGAUCCCUAGCUGUUCUGCAGUUCAUAGCUAUUGCCUUUUUCGCAAGAGGGUUCCUUUUAUCGAGAAGUGUUUUAGAGGACAUUUCUAAACCAGUUGAAGAUGUGCAAUAUGGUAAGUUUGAAAAAUGUGUCAUCUUGGUAGUCGAUGCUCUCAGAUUUGACUUUACUAUUCCUGUGGAUCCUUCUUCCAAAUCAUACAAUCCCAACUAUCACAACAAUAUGCCAGUUUUGUUUGAUUCGAAAGAUGAACAUUCUAUUCUUCUCAAGUUCAUUUCAGAUCCACCUACGACUACUUUGCAAAGGCUUAAAGGCUUGACGACAGGAUCUCUUCCCACUUUCAUUGAUGCAGGCUCCAACUUCAAUGGUGAAGUCAUUGAAGAAGACAAUAUGAUAAAGCAAAUGUAUCUACAAAACAAGACAGUUUUUUUUGCUGGCGAUGAUACGUGGGAUAAGUUAUUUCAGCCCUUUCUAUCCCCCAUGAGUGUUCCCUAUGAAUCUCUUAAUGUUUGGGAUCUGGAUACUGUUGAUAACGGUGUCGUAAAUUUCUUCGAAGAACAUUUAAUAAACUCAGCCCAAAGCAGUCGCGAAUGGGAUGUUUUAAUAGGUCAUAUGUUGGGGGUUGACCAUGUUGGCCACAAGUACGGACCUAAUCAUUUUACUAUGAAAGAAAAACAACUUCAAGUGAAUGCAUUCAUAGAAGAUAUAGUAAAUGCUAUUGAUGAUGACACUCUACUUGUGGUAUUUGGAGACCAUGGAAUGGAUCAUACUGGUAAUCAUGGUGGUGACGCCAAAGAUGAACUGGAAGCGGCCCUGUGGCUAUAUUCGAAGAGACCAAAAACAUGGAAUACUCUACCGUCAAAUUUUUAUUCAGUAGACAAUCUAGGUGUGGAUUACAGAGAGGUCAAUCAGAUAGAUCUCGUACCCUCUUUGUCACUUUUGUUAGGGUUGCCAAUACCUUUUAAUAACUUAGGCUGGCCCAUUCAAGAAAUAUCAGGAACAGUAGAAGAAUUAAUGCAGUACAAUAACUUAACUUUACAACAGCUAGAUCUCUACAGACGCGUAAGUGGAGUAAUAACGAAUCCUGAUAAAAAUCACAAUUUAGAUGACUUGUGGGUAAAAGCAUUGAGGAGCACAGCAGAGGGCCCUAACUUCCAAAAAUUGUUUUUAGAAUCAUGCAAAGAUUUAUGGGCGAGAUUCGACUAUUGGAGUAUCGCCACAGGCAUUACGCUUUUGUCAAUUUCUCUUCUGCUUUUAUUAUCCAUUACGAAAUUGAUUCCCUCCAUUGUUGUUGGUCAAAUGGUAUCUGAAUUUGUCCCUUCCAUUAUAGUCAUGUCAUUAAUUUCAAAUGUAUGUUUCAACGGUAUAUUCCACGUUCUACAUCAACCGGAAUUUUUGGAAAACUGGGUAUGGUGUAGUCUGCUGGCAACAGCAGUUGGCAUAAUCGUGGGCUGCUGCAUACCCAUAUUUGAUCGCUACAAUUUAGCUUGGAUUGCAAUUAAGUUUGCUGAGGACUUAUCUGAUUAUUGGUCUCGGAUUGCAGCCCUAUUCAUAACUCUACAUGCGCUGCUGUUCACGUCAAACUCAUUCACAAUCUGGGAAGACAAAAUUGUUAGUAUGCUUCUUACAUCGCUUGGUAUGUUAACACUUUAUGAGUUCGUUUUCCUACCGAAGAGACAAUCAACAACCGCAUUAAUGACCGCGGCUAUGGGUCAAAAACAAGGUACCCUAUCUGGAUCGCCUGCAUUCUCGGCCGGUUCGGAUUCUGCACCUUUGGGAAGGUUCGCACGCUUAGUUGGUGGCUAUCAUUCUAUUGUUUUGAUUGUUUGUACUAGACUGGCGUCAAUGAUAACGAUCUGUCGUGAAGAACAAGGUGAUAGCUGUACGCCCACUUUCACCACGGCAAACAAUAAUUCAGUGUGGUGUCUCGUUUUGUGCUUUUUAUUGAUUGGAUUCAUCCCAUCUUGCAUUAAAGGCUACUAUAACGUGUGCUCUUCGUAUCAGGCUGCUGCACCAAUAUGGAUUGGGCAGUUUUUAAAAUUCGUCCUACUCAUAAACUUCGUGUUUUGGACUUUAACGGCUCUAGAAAAUACCAUGCCAGAUUUAAAUUGGGAUCUCAAGAUUCUUAAACUUACCAUAUCGAGAAUAAUAGUGGGUAUUUCUCUCAUUGCUGCUAACGUGGGAUGGAUGAUGGGUCCGCUAUGCGUCAAGUUAAAUAUUCAGAACAACGAUAUGAAAUCUCAGCAAGCCACCAUUUUAGGUUACACAAACGUAUAUGGUGCACAAUACUUCCUGCUUGUGAUAAAUUUCUUCAUGUGCAUUAUGCUGUUCAGCAAGCCACUAGCUCAAGUAUCUCUAUUCUUAAUGUGCAACCAGUUGCUAUCAAUAUUAGAAAUAUUUGAUCUUCUCAAAUUGAAGGAUAAUCUCAUAGGGCCAGUUAGCAUGGGUCUACUUGCCUAUCAGCAAUUUUUCUCUACAGGUCAUCAGGCAACGAUUCCCUCAGUUCAGUGGGAUGUUGGGUUCAUUCUGACAGAAAAAAUCACAUUCCCUUUCACUCAUCUGGGAAUUGUAAUGAAUACCUUUGGUCCCCACAUUAUUGUUGCAUUAUCGAUUGCUUUGUUAACUUUGUGGAAGCAACCUCCGGGUGUCUUAAAGCCACAGACUCUACUUACUCGAAUUGUGUCCAAUUGUGGAAUGCUUCUGAUCUACAACACAGUCUUAUGCCUCAGUACCUUCGUUUGGGUUACACACUUCCGCAGACACUUGAUGGUAUGGAAAAUUUUUUGUCCAAGAUUCAUCUUCGCAAGUUUGUGUUUGAUCGUGACGCAAUUAGUGAUUACGGUUAUAACGAUUGCAUCAUCUAGCGGACGGUUAAUAAGGCAGAUCAAUGAUAUUUUCUGGAAAUAG